This is a messenger RNA of Saccharomyces cerevisiae S288C, 222 nucleotides long. RefSeq names its product H(+)-transporting V0 sector ATPase subunit e (gene VMA9). The record is from RefSeq and is marked reviewed. Gene Ontology annotation, biological process: proton transmembrane transport. NCBI's taxonomy places the organism in Eukaryota, Fungi, Ascomycota, Saccharomycetes, Saccharomycetales, Saccharomycetaceae. Gene Ontology annotation, molecular function: proton-transporting ATPase activity, rotational mechanism. The coding region runs from base 1 to 222 and encodes 73 amino acids. The transcript is spliced from 3 exons. Gene Ontology annotation, cellular component: proton-transporting V-type ATPase, V0 domain; vacuolar membrane.
AUGAGUAGUUUCUAUACUGUUGUUGGUGUAUUCAUAGUGGUUAGUGCCAUGUCCGUGCUGUUCUGGAUAAUGGCUCCAAAGAACAACCAAGCUGUUUGGAGAAGUACAGUGAUUUUGACAUUGGCCAUGAUGUUUUUGAUGUGGGCCAUUACGUUCCUUUGCCAGCUCCAUCCCUUGGUGGCUCCACGCCGUUCAGAUUUGAGACCUGAAUUUGCAGAAUAA